CCUAUCCUAUCCUAUCCUAUCCUAUCCUAUUCAUUAUUUCCAGCAGCUCUUGACUUCACUGGUUUAAUUUCUGUCCACCACAUAGCAACUAAGGACAGAGGUCAAAGCAGCCCUCCUUCCCUGGACCUCUUUUAAAAGGCUUGGGGUGGGGUGGGGGCAGCUACCCUGCUCCAAUCCAGGGAUGCCAAGCCAAAGGGAGGGACAGUGUGUGGGGGGUCAUAAGACCCCGUUGCCAGGAGAUGGCCCCUGUCAUAAUCUAUUCAGGGCCCUCAGCAGCUGGCAGGCUAGGGGACAGGAGACCCAUCCUGGCUCGUGCUAUGUCUGACUUCUUUGUUUGGUUCUGUGAUCGCGGAUCCUGCCAGAACGUUGCCCACCCACCCAAGACCCUGCCCGCCCAGGGGGGCACCAUGAAGGCGUCAACUUCCGUCCACCUCAGGCUGCCAACAGGCAAGAAACAGGCCGUAAAUAAGCCACCGGUCCUGGAAGGCUCGAAAGAACCCAAGCCCUCCGCCAAAGGCCCCCAAGGCAGGUCGCCCCCCGCUCCCAAAGAGCCCCCCUUGAAGAAGGACGCUGGCAAGCCCACGCAGCACCCCAAAUUAGUCGGGAAGAAGCUAUGUUGGACGGAGGAGAACGAAACGAAAGCGGCGGCUUGCCCGGAAGGCAACGCCAAGCAAAAGAACAGCAAGUCCUUGAUGGGCCCAGCCCAAGUUUCUGGGGGACAUGGACCCCAAAGUUUGAGUGUUCCUGAGAAGCAGCUACUGAGACCUCCCAACACCGCGAUGAGAGCAGCGCGGUGUGGCCUCCUCCACGCGCCUCAUGUCAACGCCAAGGGAGACCAGCCAGGGAUGCCUGCCAAGGCAGCUUCUGGGGUAGUCAAGACGAGCAGCACGGCGGUGUUGAAAAAAAGCAAAAAAUUGCACAAUCAGGCUUUGCUUUCCAAAGGUUGUGUGCGCACAGUAGCAACACAUGGUGACAUGGAGCACAAGAAAAAUGCGAUUCCUAAAACCAUCAAAGCAAAGCUUUUCAGUCUGGUUGAUCUGGAGCUUGGGGACUUGAUAGAAAUAUUCCGGCUGGCUUACCAGCAUUGGGCGAUCUACGUGGGGAAUGGUUACGUGAUCCAUCUUGCUCCCCCAAGUGAACUGGCUGGAGCGGGUUGUGCCAGCCUGAUGUCCACUCUCACCAACAAGGCCCUGGUGAAGAAGGAGCGGCUCAUGGAAGUGGUGGGCCACGACCGAUACCGGGUCAACAACAAACACGAUUGCAAAUACACCCCGCUGCCCGUCAACAAGAUUGUCAGGCUGGCUGAAGAGAAAGUGGGCCAAGAACUGGAGUACAAAAUCACCAGCGAGAACUGUGAGCACUUCGUCACCGAACUUCGCUACGGCGUGGCCAGGAGCGAUCAAGUCCGAGAUUUCUUCGUGGGGGCAACCAUCGCGGGCCUGGCUGGCUUGUUUGUUGGAGUGGGCACCGCCAUGGUUAGGAGGAAAAAGCAGCAGAACCAAUAAUGAGGAAAAAGCAGAUUUCUCAGA
Thamnophis elegans (Western terrestrial garter snake) is the source of this 1529-nucleotide messenger RNA. Its product is annotated as phospholipase A and acyltransferase 3-like. Gene Ontology annotation, biological process: N-acylphosphatidylethanolamine metabolic process. Gene Ontology annotation, molecular function: A2-type glycerophospholipase activity; glycerophospholipid phospholipase A1 activity. Bases 240 to 1505 code for a protein of 421 amino acids. The transcript has 5 exons. The record is from RefSeq and is a predicted model, not a curated record. Gene Ontology annotation, cellular component: cytoplasm. NCBI's taxonomy places the organism in Eukaryota, Metazoa, Chordata, Lepidosauria, Squamata, Natricidae.